Molecule: messenger RNA, 2208 nt
Organism: Ogataea philodendri
Lineage: Eukaryota; Fungi; Ascomycota; Pichiomycetes; Pichiales; Pichiaceae
Exons: 1
Coding region: 1-2208 (735 amino acids)
Biological process (GO): regulation of DNA-templated transcription; DNA-templated transcription
Molecular function (GO): DNA-binding transcription factor activity, RNA polymerase II-specific; zinc ion binding; DNA binding
Source: RefSeq, a predicted model, not a curated record
AUGAGUGCUACAAGAGAUAUCCUUAAUUCCCCCGACUCUCUGUCCAACAUCAAUCCGAUAAUUUUCAGAGGCAGAAACCACAUUGCUUGUAUCCGGUGUAAAAACCAGAAGACCAAAUGUUCCGGGGUGAAACCGACCUGCGAUAAUUGCAAGCUCACAGGCAACGAGUGCGUUUAUCCGUUCAAAGACCGCAAGAUCAUCAUUCUGGAGUCGCAAUUGAACUCGCUCCAGGCGCGCAUUCGCCAGCUAGAAGACCAUAUCAGCGGCAUCCACCCGGACUCGGAGUCCAGUUACCAACAGGCCAGCAAUCAGGCGUUUCUGCCGCUGCAGUUCCAUACCAACAACGAACGACUCGACAACGUGAUCAACGUGUCUUUUGGGGAUUCCGAACACCCAGGACGCAAUGUGCCCAGCGCUGCUGUGUCCGACGCAAUCAAUUAUUACGUCUCGGACCUUUAUUUCGCCGACACCGACCAUUGCAUAGUUUCGCUCCCCGUGAAGGAAUACGCCAAAGUGCUGGUGGAUCUGUGUCUGGACCACUUCCACUACUCGCAGUACCUGUUCGAAGAAAUGGACUUUGUCGCCGACUUCAACAAAGUGUACGAAACCGGGCUGUGCCACUCUCCCCAGAUGUUGUCGCAGAUACUCGUCACGCUGGCUCUGGGAGAACAGAUCCUGUACUCGAACAAGUCUCACCAGAUGUCGCUGGACGCGCUCAACGCCAAGCUGUCGUCGAAACGCAACUUUGUCAACAAAACGCCCGGGUUCAAGUACUUUCUGAGCGCAGUGAAGCUGUUUCCGACCAACGUGGAGAAACCAACGCUCGCCACGAUCCAGACUGCCCUGCUGAUCGGCUACUACAACCAGUCGCUCAACCGCAUCACCACGUCGUACAUGUGGUUCGGCCUGGCCACCCGCUGGGCGCUGUCGCUGAACCUCCAUCUGAAAGACCCCAACCUGGCUGGGCCGGAGCUCGCGCGGCGCAAACGCGUUUGGUGGACUGUGUUCACGCUGGACUCGUUCGCCACGUCCCGCAUCCGCCUGCCCCAGAGCGUCAAGUACAACGAGACCCAGAUCGACCUGAUCUCCGACCAGGACUGCCGCGACUGGCCGGGCGGCCGCAUCCUCGCUUUCCAGGUCUCGCUGCUCAAGUUUACAGACCGUAUCCUCCACUCGGUUUACAACAUGGCCCCCCGCAGCUUAUACACUGAAGAAAAGACUCGGAUCGGCGACAAUCUCGCCGCAAACACCAUCCAGAUGGUCAAAAUCCUCGAGGACAACUUCAAUUCGAACCUGCAACCGGAGUUUAAGCAAUUAUUUGAGGAAAUCAACACCAACAAGCUGUGCACGUUCCACCGGUCGUUGAUCCACGUGUAUCUCAAAUCAAACCAGUACCUGAUCACAACGUGCCGGCCGCUGGCCCUGGCGGUGUUCAAGAAGUUCAUUCCACUCGACCCGCAGAUCGCCCAGAUUCUGAAAAAGUGCAUCGCCGCAGCUACAGACUCCAUCAAGAUGCUCUACCACGUGAAAACGGUCGGCCUACUGGUCACGUUCGAUUACUGGCAAACACACUUCCUGUUCAACUCACUGUUGAUCCUGCUCAUCACGUCCAGCAUCGAAGACACCCGCGACUCGCUGCGAAUUGGCGUUGAUUUGCUCAAGUUCAUGGCCCUGGCCGGAAACCACGUCUCCAAAGACUCGCUCAACAAGCUGAUCCAGCUCGUCAAGAUCUUCAACGACCUGGGCUUCAACCUCGAUCUCGACCUCUCGUUACCCGAGCUCAACCGGGUCGUGCUGUCCGAUAUCGUCGGCUUGGACGAGCAAUCGGUCGACAUCCAUCUGAUCAACCUCAACUCCAACCUCACCGAUCAAAACACCGAGAGCCAGAUCGAACAGACAAACUUCCAGCUGCAGCAGCAGCAAAAACAGUUGCUCCAGCAAACAGAGCAACAACUGCCGCUGAUGUUUGCGGGCCCAGACGACCAGAUGGUCAACAGAGCCGUUUCUGCAGAGGAACUCAACGGUUUAAAUCUGAAUUUCUUCGACAGCCUGCUUAACAACAUGCAAGGCUGGAGCUACAUCCCCGAGACCGACCCUGCGCCAGCGCCUGCUCCGCCUCCGCCGCCAGCAAUUCGCCCGGACCCGUCGCGUGAAACAACACUCCCUACACCACUGUUCUCGCCCCCAACCCAGACCAGGGCAAGCUAG